Sceloporus undulatus (fence lizard) is the source of this 2271-nucleotide messenger RNA. RefSeq names its product poly(rC) binding protein 3 (gene PCBP3). Gene Ontology annotation, molecular function: mRNA binding. Gene Ontology annotation, cellular component: nucleus; cytoplasm. The transcript is spliced from 14 exons. Bases 283 to 1395 code for a protein of 370 amino acids. Lineage: Eukaryota; Metazoa; Chordata; Lepidosauria; Squamata; Phrynosomatidae. The record is from RefSeq and is a predicted model, not a curated record. Gene Ontology annotation, biological process: regulation of gene expression; regulation of RNA metabolic process.
UUUAGGAGAAAAUAGGUCACAUGCACUUCAUCCCAUGUCACAUGAUUCUCAUCCAGAGGCCAAUGAGGUUUUAGACCUCUAUGCAUUUGAACAAGAUAUCACUGUAAUUUCAUCCAUUCGCAUUUUUCAUCAUUUCUCAACGUGGAAAGAGUGACCAUCUGUUUGAGACCCACAUCACACUAAACCAUUUCCAAAGCUGCUUUUUUGAGGUGAUUCUCUCCCUUGGAGGUACUUCAUUUCCUCUGGUCUUCGGUUGCCCUGCUGCUUACCAUACCACAAUAGAUGAUGGAAUCUAAAGUCUCCGAAGGUGGCUUGAACGUGACUCUCACAAUUCGGUUGUUGAUGCAUGGGAAGGAAGUUGGAAGCAUCAUUGGGAAGAAAGGAGAAACGGUGAAAAAGAUGCGUGAGGAGAGUGGAGCACGAAUCAAUAUCUCAGAGGGAAAUUGUCCAGAGAGAAUCGUCACCAUUACAGGCCCAACUGAUGCCAUCUUCAAAGCUUUUGCCAUGAUUGCUUACAAAUUUGAGGAGGAUAUAAUCAACUCUAUGAGCAACAGCACAGCUACUAGUAAGCCACCUGUAACACUAAGGUUGGUUGUGCCAGCUAGCCAGUGUGGAUCACUGAUUGGCAAAGGAGGCUCCAAGAUUAAGGAAAUCAGGGAGUCAACAGGUGCUCAGGUGCAAGUAGCGGGGGACAUGCUGCCCAACUCCACAGAGAGGGCAGUCACCAUCUCAGGGACCCCCGAUGCCAUUAUCCAAUGUGUCAAACAGAUCUGUGUGGUGAUGCUGGAGGUACAGUCUGUAACAAUGGGGUCCCCACCAAAAGGUGCCACCAUUCCCUAUCGCCCAAAGCCCGCCUCCACCCCUGUCAUUUUUGCAGGUGGUCAGGUAAGAGCCGACCCGCUUGCGGCCUCCACUGCCAACCUCAGCCUUUUACUGCAGCACCAGCCGCUGCCCGCCUAUACAAUUCAGGGACAGUAUGCUAUUCCACACCCAGAUCAGUUGACCAAGCUCCACCAGUUGGCUAUGCAGCAAACCCCCUUUACUCCCCUUGGACAGACCACCCCCGCUUUCCCUGGAGAAAAGCUGCCCUUACAUUCCUCCGAAGAAGCUCAAAAUCUGAUGGGCCAAUCAUCAGGUUUGGAUGCCAGUCCCCCGGCCAGUACUCAUGAACUCACCAUUCCCAAUGAUCUAAUAGGCUGCAUAAUCGGACGCCAAGGGACCAAAAUCAAUGAAAUUAGACAGAUGUCUGGAGCACAGAUCAAAAUUGCCAAUGCCACAGAAGGUUCAUCAGAACGCCAAAUUACCAUCACCGGAACCCCAGCUAAUAUCAGCCUUGCUCAGUACCUCAUCAAUGCCAGGCUGACAUCUGAGGUUACUGGAAUGGGCGCACUCUAAGUUCUACCCAUCUCUGCAUCAACUGACCCUAUCAAGCCAAUGACACUUCUUUCAGCUUCGACAAACUGUAUAUUUAUUGCACACCCCUGAUCUACCUUGGAUAUUUUUCUUUAAUAACUAAUACAUGUAUAUAUGUAUGUGUGUAUGCAUGCGUAUGUGCAUUACACACAUACACAUAUGUACACAUGCAUGUAAUAAUAAGUUUCUUUAUGAGUUACAUUUUGUGCUCCUGGUUUUGUUACAUUUAUGCUCCAGACCAGUCUGUGUUUCAGAUGUACAGUGCUAAUUAUUUUAAAUAGGUUUUGCUGGGGUUUCCCUUGGUAAGACUUCAGAUGGAGGUUGUUCUCUUUAGUCUCUAUUUAGCUCUAUUUAGCUAAGAUAGCUAUCUUAGCAUUGUCAUUUUAAAAAAUGCAGCACCUGUAGUAGUUCUGAGAUCAGGCCUCAUCUAGAGCAGUAGUUGCUUUGAAAUAGUUAUUUUUCUCAAUUAUUCCAUUAUUCCUUCCAUUUUUGAACCUUGCUUGUCCUUGGCCUAUCCUUAAAAAGAUGUUUGAAUCUAUGUCCUUAGAAUGUGGCAUGGCUUCUCCCAUUUCAUGGUGGAACCAGAACAUGCAGGAGCCAAUGAGCAUCAAUAGGAGAUCCUCAUUGGUUCCCAUGUAGUCUAUGCUGCUUCCAAUGUGGCACAGCCAAAGUAAGCCAUUUUCAUUAUCAAGCAGAGAGCAAGGUAAAGAAACCUUUCAUUAAAUAUAGAAUUAUUUAAUAAAUGGAGAUAAUGAAAUUAAAUUCAAAGUGUGGCAGGAACUCAUGGAAGUAUACUGAAAACAGCUGCCCACAGACUUUUGGAUUUAGCUCAGGAAGCUCCAGUUUCUGUGAGCCUGC